CUUGCCGGCACACUCUCAACCGUGCAGAACAGUGCACGUUGAAUGCUGCGCCGAAGUACAACCUGCUCCGAGGACACAAGCAACCCCGGCACGGCAUCUACGUCUACAGCAGCAUCCUCCACACCGUUACCAUCUAUUCCUCCAUCCAGGCGUCAUCCUCGUCGCUGGUCCGGUAUGCCAUUCCUAGGACAAGUCAACUUGUUGAUUUUCGUUGGUCUGUUUGUCAUGGCAUUGGCCAGCCAAGUCGUUGACGAGACCGCUUCAGUCAGAAUCCCGCCCGGUUCAAAGAGCGGUCGGAUGACGUUCGCCGAGUCUGCCCAGUUGCAAGCUGGAGAGUUGUCCGUGAAUGCUCUGGGAGGAGGUGAAUUCAUGGCAAAAGCCCCAGGUAUGCGCGCAAUGCCAUCCGCCUUCGCUUCGGACGCAUCGCCUUCCCUCGGUCAAGACAUCGCGUCGUCCUUUCGACAGUCGCCAAAGUCCUUUGACGCGUCCAAAGUCGAUCGCAUGUUAGUUUGGAAUGGUCAUGUCGACCUUGUCGUUGCGUUUGGUGUGUCUGAAGCAUGGACCAACCUCCAACAACGCAUACAGGAACUCGUCAACGACGCGACCUCGAACGGGUACAUCGAAAACGAAAGCGAGCACAGCCACGAGCGCUACAUCCCGCACGACUGCCGCAACUCCAAGGACAACUCGACAACGUCAUGCCCCGACGGAAACUACGGACGCACAGUGGUGCUGCGAAGCUGGAGCGUUGUGUGGCGGGUCCCUUCUUCGCUAUUUGCCACAAGCUUAGAUGCAGCCGCCGCUCUUGUCAUCCCAGGCGUGUCGUGGGUCAAAGAUAAAUCAGCAUCGGCGAGCGACAUCACCGAGCAGUUCAUCGACACAAAGAGCCGCGAGAGCAUGCUCACUGCCGCGUACAACACGCUAGAGAAGGUUCUCGUCCAGGCCACGACGACCGCCGAGGUGAUGGACGUCAUGCGGGAGUUGCAGCGCGUCGCCGAAUCGUUGGACCAGACGCAACAACAUGCGGCGUACUUGAGCAAAAGUGCCAGCCUGAGCACGUUGCGAGUCAGCAUCGACGAAGCGCCACCAUCGCGUUUGCUGGUGGUGAUUACGCCCGCAAUCGAAGCCCACGAGGCCGAAGAGCCGUGGACCCCCGCGGCAUCCGUGUCUCGAGCGUUCCACUGGCUGAAAAAGACAUUCCAGUGGACCAUGGACGCGCUGAUUGUGGCUGUCAUAGUGGGCGGCCCCGUUGCAGCCGUAGCCACUGCAGCGGUCGUGGCAGGACGAAGCUGUCUCCGCCCUCAAGGCAUCCCGGCUUAUGACCGAGUCGAAUAAACUACCCCGUUCAACGAUGCUCGGGUAUUUUGUGCCGGCGCUGGCGACCUCCCUUGCACAUGAGUACUCCUAAACCACCCAGGAACGCUUUCGAGUUGUUUCAACUCGCCGCGUCAGUUGUUGGAAGAGCAGCCAGGUCAACCCUGUAUUCACAAGGGCUAGCAUGCUUAACAUGUGGCUCAAGGGUCGAUCGUGGCGCUCUUGCACCAUCUCCA
Molecule: messenger RNA, 1550 nt
Organism: Aphanomyces invadans
Lineage: Eukaryota; Oomycota; Saprolegniomycetes; Saprolegniales; Verrucalvaceae
Exons: 1
Coding region: 43-1335 (430 amino acids)
Source: RefSeq, a predicted model, not a curated record